AUCCCCGGGGGAGAGCAUCACGAAGCAGGUAGACACCCUGGAUGCCACAAAAUCCCCCAGGAGCGGGCAGUCACACCGCAAAACGUCCAGGAGCAUGAGCCUGACUGCGGCCAUGGAGAGCACCUGCGAGCUGGACCUGGUGUACAUCACGGAGCGGAUCAUUGCCGUCUCCUACCCCAGCACGGCCGAGGAGCAGAGCUUCUGCAGCAACCUCCGCGAGGUGGCCCACAUGCUGAAGUCCAAGCAUGGGGACAACUACGUGCUUUUCAACCUCUCCGAGCGGAGACAUGACAUCAGCAAACUUCACCCCAAGGUGCUGGAUUUCGGGUGGCCUGACCUGCACACCCCGGCGCUGGAGAAGAUCUGCAGCAUUUGCAAAGCCAUGGACACAUGGCUCAACGCAGCAGCGCACAACGUGGUGGUGCUGCACAACAAGGGGAACCGUGGCCGGCUGGGGGUGGUGGUGGCUGCCUACAUGCACUACAGCAACAUCUCAGCCAGCGCUGACCAGGCUCUGGACAGGUUUGCCAUGAAGCGCUUCUAUGAGGACAAAGUAGUGCCAGUGGGACAGCCAUCCCAGAAGAGGUACAUCCAUUACUUCAGCGGGCUCCUGUCCGGCAGCAUCAAGAUGAACAACAAGCCUCUCUUCCUCCACCACGUCAUCAUGCACGGCAUCCCCAACUUUGAGUCAAAAGGCGGUUGUCGUCCCUUCCUGAAAAUCUACCAGGCCAUGCAGCCCGUCUACACCUCGGGGAUCUACAACGUGCAAGGAGACAGCCAGACGGGCAUCUGCAUCACCAUCGAGCCUGGCUUGCUCCUCAAGGGCGAUAUCUUGCUGAAGUGUUACCACAAGAAGUUUCGCAGCCCGACCCGUGAUGUGAUUUUCCGCGUGCAGUUCCACACGUGCGCCGUGCAUGACCUUGACGUCGUCUUUGGCAAGGAGGACCUGGAUGAGGCCUUCAGAGAUGACCGCUUCCCCGAGUACGGGAAGGUGGAGUUUGUGUUCUCCUACGGCCCCGAGAAGAUCCAAGGCAUGGAGCACCUGGAGAACGGGCCCAGCGUUUCCGUGGACUACAACACGUCCGACCCACUCAUCCGGUGGGACUCCUAUGAGAACUUCAACAUCCAGCGUGAGGACAGCACGGAGGGUGCCUGGGCUGAGCCACCCCUGCCCGGCAAGCACCUGGAGAAAGGAAACCUCGUCGGGGAGCUGGAAAAACAGGAGUCUGCAGCCCAGCCGGUGCUGCGCAUGCUCUGGCGGGGGGGACACGGCUUGGGGGCCGUCCCCAUUGCCGUCUCGGUGGCUGGGGUCCCCCUGUGCCCCAAAAAUCUGGCUGCCCCAUUUGGAAAGAGGGGUUUGAUUUCCUGGCAGCAGCAAGGAGGGAGCCGGCCGCCUUCCCGGCUGCAGGAGGGCGGCGUGGAGAGCCACAGCCCCAGCGUCUCCAGCUGCAGCCCCCAGCCCAGUCCGCUGCAGCCGGUGCCCCCGCACAGCCACAGCAUGCCUGAAUUCCCCCGGGCGCCCUCCCGCCGGGAGAUUGAGCAGUCCAUUGAAGCGCUCGACGUCCUCAUGCUGGACCUUGCGCCUGCCGUGCACAAAUCACAGAGCGUCCCUGCUGCCUUCCGCCAGGACAAGCCAGCAGGACCCUUGCUCUCCUCCCUCUCGGCCCAGCCCAUUGCCGGUCUCUACACCCGGCCGGCUCCACAAGUGGUCCAGCCAAGGUCCUUCGGCACCUCCGUGAGCCCCGUGGUCUCCGAGCCCGGGGGUAAAGCCUAUUCUCCUGGGGAGCUGGACUAUGGGGUGCACGAGUAUCGGGAAACCUAUUUGCCCUACAGCUACCAGCCGGCACCAGUGCCGGAGCCAAGGAGCUACAGCCAUGCCCCAGCCGGAGCACCGAUGGGCAUCCUCCCGCUCAGCACCUCCUACAGCCCGGUCGGGUCUCAGCAGCUCCUUGUGUCCUCCCCGCCUUCCCCCACCGUCCCACCACAAACCCAGAUGCUCCCCAAAGGACCGGAGAGCUACGAAGACCUGUCAAGGUCAGCAGAAGAGCCGUUGAAUCUGGAGGGCCUGGUGGCCCACAGGGUGGCAGGGGUGCAGUCCCGGGAGAAGCCCCCGGAGGAGAGCGCCGUCCCUGCCCGCAAGCGGACCCCUAGCGACAGCCACUAUGAGAAGAGCUCACCGGAGCCCAGCUCGCCCCGCAGCCCCACCGUCCUCUCGCCUGAGGUGGUCAGCACCAUUGCGGCCAACCCUGGAGGGAGGCCCAAAGAGCCUCACCUCCACAGCUACAAGGAAGCCUUCGAAGAGAUGGAGGGUGCCUCCCCCACCAGCCCACCCUCUGGCGGCGUGCGUUCUCCCCCUGGCCUGGCCAAGACCCCGCUCUCAGCGCUAGGGCUGAAACCCCACAACCCAGCCGAGAUCCUGCUGCAUCCAGUGGGAGAGCUAGAAGGGGAGGCGGGCGGUGGCUCUGAAGAAGAGCCCAGGAGCUACGUCGAGUCGGUGGCCCGCACGGCCACGACGGGCAGGGGAGGGAGCCUGCCUGCUGCCCAGGCUGGGGGCCCAGAGGUGCCUGCCAGGAACGGCACCUUCACCAACUCCUUCACUGCCCCCAGCCCCGUCUCCACCAGCAGCCCCAUUCACAGCGUGGACGGGGCCUCCCUCCGCAGCUACCCAUCGGGGGGCAGCCCCCAUGGCACGGUUACACCUCCCCAUGCCUCGGCUGAGCCUGUUUACCGGUCGCCUGUCGGCUCGCAGAUGCCCUCUGCUCACAGCAGCUACCAAAACUCGUCUCCAUCUUCCUUUGCAAUGGUCCAAGGUGGGGUCCCGGGCUCAGCGUAUGCCAGCCCCGACUACCCUGAUGGCCGAGCCGGCCUCCAGCUGGACCCCCAAGCUCGGCCGCAGCCGCAGGUCAAUGUGGUGGGGGGCCCAGUCCUGCGGGUGUCGGCCGGGGCCCGCUCCAACAGCCUGCCCAACUACGCCACCAUCAACGGCAAGGCAUCCUCGCCCCUCUCCAGCGGCAUGUCCAGCCCCAGCGGUGGGAGCGCUGUCACCUUCUCUCACACUCUGCCGGACUUUUCCAAGUUCUCCAUGCCAGACAUCAGCCCCGAGACUCGUGCCAAUGUCAAGUUUGUGCAGGACACUUCCAAGUACUGGUAUAAACCGGAGAUCUCCAGGGAGCAGGCCAUUGCACUGCUGAAGGACAGGGAGCCAGGGGCUUUCAUCAUCCGAGACAGCCACUCCUUCCGGGGAGCCUACGGCCUCGCCAUGAAAGUAGCUUCUCCACCUCCCACGGUCAUGCAGCAGAACAAGAAAGGAGACAUCACCAAUGAGCUGGUGAGGCACUUCCUCAUCGAGACCAGCCCGCGGGGUGUGAAACUAAAAGGAUGCCCCAACGAGCCCAAUUUUGGUUGCCUCUCAGCUCUGGUGUACCAGCACUCCAUCAUGCCCUUGGCCCUGCCCUGCAAGCUGGUCAUACCUGACCGAGAUCCCAUGGAGGAAAAGAAAGACACCGUGUCGGCCACCAACUCGGCCACAGACCUCCUCAAACAGGGUGCGGCCUGCAACGUCCUCUUCAUCAAUUCGGUGGAGAUGGAGUCACUGACGGGCCCCCAGGCCAUUGCGAAGGCCGUUGCCGAGACGCUGGUGGCCGACCCCACACCCACCGCUACCAUCGUCCACUUCAAAGUCUCUGCACAAGGCAUCACUUUAACUGACAACCAGAGGAAAUUGUUCUUCCGACGACACUACCCCCUCAACACUGUCACCUUUUGCGACCUGGACCCCCAGGAACGAAAGUGGACUAAAACUGAUGGCAGCGGCCCGGCCAAGCUCUUCGGCUUCGUGGCCAGGAAGCAAGGGAGCACCACAGACAACAUCUGCCACCUCUUUGCCGAGCUGGACCCUGACCAACCGGCUGCAGCCAUCGUCAACUUUGUCUCCAGGGUCAUGCUUGGCUCUGGCCAGAAAAGAUGAGCCAGCACUUGCGGGUGAUUCUUGAAUUUUGGAGAAGGACUUGGAGCUGAUCCGAGAAGGAGUGUGAGGAAGUGCAUUGUGGGUUAGGGAAGUGAAUCGGGGGGGGAAAAGGGUUGGAAUUUUGGAGGAAAACAGCAAACAACAAAAAAAACCCCAACGAAACCCCUAUAAACUCAACACAAGCCAAACACACACAUAGAGGAACCAAAACCACGCACCUACAUAAGACAGCCACAAAGUCACGCCGGACAGGAUGCAUGUCCCAGCGCAGGGAAGGUGACCAAAGCGAAGGCAGCAGCGAGAGGCGUGUUCCCAGCUUUCGGCAUCACGGUCCCGAGCGGUGACAUCCACUUGGGGCCAAACGGGGGACCAUGACUGGUGUUUUCCAUCUGGAAAAAAAAGAGACAACCAUCAAAACCCAUGGAAGAAGCUCCAUCCCAGCAGCUCCAUUGGUGAAUGCUGCGUGUUUGAAAUGACCCGUAGAAGAUAACAAUGUGGGCUGGGUCUGCGGGACACCGGAGGAGAUGCCCUUGGAAACCUUCCCUUGCCCAGCUGCAGCGGAGGGCCCCCGCGCUUCUCCCAAAACCUGCUGGCCACCUGGCGACUUGCUGGGGGCGCGGGGGGGCUUUGUCUCGAGCCCUCCCGUCCCCAGGGAGCUCGGCCGUGGGCUGACAUCCGUUGCUGACCCAGAGCCCAGCGCUGGUCACAGGUGAGCUGCUGUGAGUCCACCUGGAGAGGGGGGUCACGGCAUUUCCCCACCUCCCCGGGGGUGCUUGUGACCCCAGCCCAUGGGCAGGUGUGGGGGGCUCCUGCCGUCCUGCACCUGGGGAAGGCAGAUGUUCCCUGGGAACCUCCCGGGAGGAUGUGGAAAGUCGCAUCCUCUCCCGUCUUCCCCUUUUCCCUCCCAUCACUAGUCUUGUUUGGCAAUUUUCUCCUGCGGCCUGUUACAUGUUCUCUUAACACAAAAAAACAAAA
This is a messenger RNA of Pygoscelis adeliae (Adelie penguin), 4942 nucleotides long. It is a transcript of the gene TNS1, whose product is annotated as tensin 1. NCBI's taxonomy places the organism in Eukaryota, Metazoa, Chordata, Aves, Sphenisciformes, Spheniscidae. Bases 95 to 3967 code for a protein of 1290 amino acids. The transcript is spliced from 31 exons. Gene Ontology annotation, molecular function: protein binding. The record is from RefSeq and is a predicted model, not a curated record. Gene Ontology annotation, biological process: fibroblast migration.